AUGGCCUUGCCUGCGAGCGAGUCGCGAUUCCCCAUCGGCGAGUCGUGGAUGCACGGCGUCCCGCCCACGUGGAUUUGGGACCUCGAGAACGUGCAUAGUUUGCAGCACCCGCGAGAAGAGUGCAUAACGCGAUGCGAUGGCACUGGCACCGACGAGUCGCUGCCCGGAGCUGCGCGAACAACCUGGCGUUCUCGGCGGCCUGGGCGGCCGCGGGCUUCUUCGGCUGGAACACCAGCAGGCGCCCGGGACAAGUGGCUCAAGUACAUGUCCCUCCAGAACUUCCUGCUGCACACCGCGGUCAGCGAGUCCUGGAUCCACCUUUGUUGGGCCAGGCUCACCGCCGCGGUCGCGGCGGAGGGCAGCACGAGCGCGUCGCCCCGGGCGCUCGUGAGCUGGUUGAGCCUCGCCCGCGGCGUCCUCGCCCAGGGGCGGAGAGGACGCUGGGGAAUCUGGGGAUAG
Messenger RNA from Prorocentrum cordatum, 459 nucleotides. The record is from the annotation of a GenBank genome assembly. NCBI's taxonomy places the organism in Eukaryota, Dinophyceae, Prorocentrales, Prorocentraceae.